AUGCGAUUAAAACAACUUAUAGUUGGGUUCAAAGCCCUGCGCGCUCUAUGUCUGGAGGAUCUACGAAUCCCUCCUUCCUAUACGAAAAAUUUCCAAGGCCCGCCUCAUGGCAUCCAAGUUGAGAGAGAUAAAUUGAACAAAUAUGGGCGUCCCCUAUUAGGAUGUACUAUUAAACCAAAAUUGGGGUUAUUCGCUAAGAACUACGGUAGAGCAGUUUAUGAAUGUCUUCGUGGUGGACUUGAUUUUACGAAAGAUGAUGAGAACGUGAACUCACAACCAUUUAUGCGUUGGAGAGACCGUUUCUUAUUUUGUGCCAAAGCAAUUUUUAAAUCACAGGCUGAAACAGGUGAAUUCAAAGGGCAUUACUUGAAUGCUACUGCAGGUACAUGCGAAGAAAUGAUCAAAAGGGUUGUAUUUGCCAGAGAAUUGGGAGUUCAUAUCGUAAUGCAUGACUACUUAACAGGGGGAUUUACUGCAAAUACUAGCUUGGCUCAUUAUUGCCGAGAUAAUGGACUACUUCUUCACAUCCAUCGUGCAAUGCAUGCAGUUAUUGAUAGACAGAAAAAUCAUGGUAUACACUUUAGGGUACUAGCUAAAGCCUUACGUAUGUCUGGUGGAGAUCAUAUUCACUCUGGUACUGUAGUAGGUAAACUUGAAGGAGAAAGAGACAUUACUUUGGGCUUUGUUGAUUUACUACGUGAUGAUUUUAUUGAAAAAGGUCGAAGCCACGGUAUUUAUUUCACUCAAGAUUGGGUCUCUCUACCAGGUGUUCUGCCCAUAGCUUCUGGGGGUAUUCACGUUUGGCAUAUGCCUGCUUUGACCAAGAUCUUUGGAGAUGAUUCCAUACUACAAUUCGGCGGAGGAACUUUAGGACACCCUUGGGGAAAUGCACCGGGUGCCGUAGCUAAUCGAGUAGCUCUAGAAGCAUGCGUAGAAGCUCGUAAUGAGGGACCUGAUCUUACUCGUGAGGGUAAUGAAAUUAUCCGUGAGGCUAGCAAGAGUCCUAAACUAGCUGCUGCUUGUGAAGUAUGGAAAGAGAUCAAAUUUGAAUUCGAAGCAAUGGAUACUUUGUAAUCCAAUAAUUACCGUUCGUUCUCUUAAUUGAAUUGCAACUAAACUCGACAGAUCGGAAGAGUCGUC
Molecule: messenger RNA, 1140 nt
Organism: Eucalyptus grandis
Lineage: Eukaryota; Viridiplantae; Streptophyta; Magnoliopsida; Myrtales; Myrtaceae
Product: ribulose bisphosphate carboxylase large chain-like
Exons: 3
Coding region: 1-1074 (357 amino acids)
Biological process (GO): carbon fixation
Molecular function (GO): magnesium ion binding; ribulose-bisphosphate carboxylase activity
Source: RefSeq, a predicted model, not a curated record